CUUCAUGCGACAAGUGAGUAUAAAAGCCACAACAGUCUGGGCAAACAGCAUUAGAAACAGCGAGACAAUUGAAGUAGCAGUAGCAGUACUGAAGAGUGAUUAAUUAAACAAAAGAAAACGAACACAAACAAUAUGAAAGCCAUCCUUGCUCUCACUUUGCUCGCCGUCAGCUACUUUGCCACCAGCAGCGCAGGUCUAAUUGGACAUGGUGUUCCGAUCCCCAUCGAAUUGGAGGAGCAUACCCCACCGCAGUAUGAGUUCCACUAUUCCGUGCAUGACACGCACACCGGCGAUGUGAAGGAUCAGUUCGAGCAUCGUCACGGCGAUUAUGUAACAGGGCGUUACUCGCUGAUUGAACCCGAUGGUCAGCGUCGUGUUGUGGAAUACAAUGCCGAUCCAUUGUUGGGCUUCACCGCUCAAGUACAUCGGGAAGUGCCAGUAAUCCGUCAGUUGCCGUUACAUCACUAAAAGUUGACUGCUGUUGGGCAGGAGUAGUGACACGCAUUAAUACAUAUAUAUUCUCGCAUCCGCAUACAUUUUAUUUAUAUAAACAAUUCUGUAAAGCAUCUGCAUUUACAUUCCACAACACAUACACACACACGCGCAUGUACAUACAUAUUGAACCAUAUAGCAGAAUUAUACACACAGACUCUUACAAUAAAAUACAUACUUACAUACUCGAUAUAAUGGCUCUGAGCCUCACUUUGAUAUUCAUUGCUACACAUACCAAUUCAAAAACAUUGAAAAAUAAAUGAAAUUAUUUAUGCAAA
This is a messenger RNA of Zeugodacus cucurbitae (melon fly), 770 nucleotides long. RefSeq names its product cuticle protein 8. NCBI's taxonomy places the organism in Eukaryota, Metazoa, Arthropoda, Insecta, Diptera, Tephritidae. Gene Ontology annotation, cellular component: extracellular matrix. The coding region runs from base 133 to 468 and encodes 111 amino acids. The transcript has 2 exons. The record is from RefSeq and is a predicted model, not a curated record.